ACUCCGUGCUUCGGUACUCUACUCAUCUAAUUGUACAUGAUUUGUGCAGCGGCAUUAUGUUACCAUGUUACGAGACUCUCAACUCGGCUCUCGGUUGCGUUGCCUUCGACCGCGUUCUGAAGAAAUCCAACAGCGAGGGCAUAGUCCAGUCUACUUGUAUGUAUGCCUUCGACAAAACCACUGCAAGUUAGGCAGCCUGUGGCGCUUUUCACCCUGACAUGCACGCAGUCCCUGCUUCAGGAGCCUCUUGGAAGUAGGGCUCGUUUGCAGCCGAGCUAUCUAUUCAUCCAACAUAGCGGACAAAGACUCCCGCAGACUUGUUGUACGAAGCAGCCCAGUGGGCAAUUGUUGCGAGGCCGGAUCCCCUGGCAUUUUCUAACCGAAUACGAUGUACGCUUUGCACAGCCUCGAGGCCUGGAAGAAUCCGCUCAAGAGUCUCGGACGACUGUAAUCCGUCAGUGUCCAUACCAUGACGACAGGCUGAUGCGGCCACGCUCCACCUUAGCCGGCGUAAGCAAUUGCCUCGCAAAGCUUUAAAGGCCAGAGAAACAUCAUGUUGGCUGGUAAGAAGUAAUUCAGCCGCUGUUGCCGUCCAAGUCGUCUUUGGCCACCAUGACAGUUCCGGUGCGUCCAGCUAUCCUCACCGCCGUCGCGGUACUCCAGCUUGUCCUAAGCUUCAUUGCUCUGAUCCUUGCGGCCUUUUCUGCUGUUUGUUUCGGCGCCGAGUUUGCGUAUGGCGUUGUUUGGUGGUCGUUUGGCUGGACACUGGUCAUUUCUUGCCUUCGCUGGUGGACUCAUGAUCUUCGACGCUCGACCAUAGAACAGCUGGUCCAUCUUGCCUUUGAAGUUUUCACUCUGCUCGACUGGGUGGUCGCCACCGGUGUCCUUGUUUCUUUGAACAUACACUUGCAUCACCUCCGCCAAACAUAUGCAUUCGAUGUCAAGCAUGAUAUCCCACUGACGGGCGAGUUGAUAACGCAUCUAUUUACGAGCGUGGGUAUAGGUGGGCUUUACUGCAGCUAUGCUUUGAAUGCAGUCACGGGUAUAAUCUUCAUAAUGCUUCUGUUCUCGACCUAUGGGAGUAUCAAGCUUCUGAGAAUAUCAAGAGAACAAACAUUGAGCGAGAAUCUUGAGAAAGACGGUUCGUACGAGAAGCUUUCAACGCAGGAGCAACUGGUACGAAAGGUGCCAUCCUACUGAACGAUGCGGACGCUUUCAGAACUUCUUUGCAAGAGCCGAUAAAGGACCAGUUGAACCCUCACAGGGAUGCCGCUCGAUGAUGAAGCCGUUACGACAGUCUCGGAUCCUCAUCCCAACAGCGAAUACCCGAGAUCCUUCCCACUACCCAUCUCCACCAAUCUUUUCCGCAUGGCCUCGGCCCUUUCGCCCUUGCGUCCCUCGAUCGAGAACUGCGCUCUGUCGACCCAGUCUCCAACGGCAUGCUGCAAGACUUGUCGGGCACGCUCGGUUCCAUGGCCUGCCAAUCCCACGGAUCCGUGCAACGUCAUCCGACCCAGCUCCUUGGACGUGUCGAUGCCCUUGUAGACACCUCGAUGAAGGAUGUUGCUGUCGUAAAAGACCGCGUCUCCAGGCUGCAAUUCGACCAGGAGUUGGCCUGGUAGAUUUGGCUCGUAGGGGGCUGCUUCUCUCUCCGUCUCGGUCCUUACUCGCCGAUGACUGCCCGGUACCACAAUGAGAGAUGCGUCUUCAAAAAGCGCAAUGUUAUACUGCGCAUGUAACUGUUGACCCUCGGCGCUUUUAUCCUUGAGCUGUCUCUCUUCUUCUUCAGGCGUCACGUCGGGCCGAAUGUCGUCUCGAUGCCAGCGAAGCUCAAAGUCAACCUGGUCGGCAGGACUGACCAGGAGAUUGAACAGUUCCAUCACAAGCUUGUCGUCGCCUUCCGGGUCGCCCUUGAGACCGACGAGCUCUUUGACCACGUCGAGGAUCUCGUCCGAAAAGUAGACUUCGGCGAAAGUGUCUCGGACGUUCAUGUCCGGGUGAAGCAAAUGCUGGACGCCCCAUAUGUUGUCGCCUGGUUGCCAUUCCUGCCAGGGUGGGUAUUGCUUGGGCACGGUGCGCACGUAUGGCCAUUUACCGUUCCUUGCCCGCUCGGUGGUGUACUUGCAAGAUGCUUUUAGCGCCAACACGACGUGUGGUGGCAGCAGAUGCGGGAUCUUGACAAAGCCGUCUUUGCGUAGGGCGUCGAGAUAUGGGGUGGAGGACACCAUGGUUUUUUUGUGUCGAGCUUCUUGUCGGGGAAGCCCGCCACGCGCCAGAUGUAGGAUGGGACAAUGUACAAGAAACUCGAGUAUGAG
Messenger RNA from Cladophialophora immunda, 2315 nucleotides. RefSeq lists its product as uncharacterized. The record is from RefSeq and is a predicted model, not a curated record. The coding region runs from base 613 to 1200 and encodes 195 amino acids. Lineage: Eukaryota; Fungi; Ascomycota; Eurotiomycetes; Chaetothyriales; Herpotrichiellaceae. The transcript has 3 exons.